This is a messenger RNA of Periophthalmus magnuspinnatus, 1992 nucleotides long. Its product is annotated as ADP-ribosylation factor-like protein 8A. The coding region runs from base 274 to 837 and encodes 187 amino acids. Lineage: Eukaryota; Metazoa; Chordata; Actinopteri; Gobiiformes; Gobiidae. The record is from RefSeq and is a predicted model, not a curated record. Gene Ontology annotation, biological process: protein transport; anterograde axonal transport. The transcript has 7 exons. Gene Ontology annotation, cellular component: lysosomal membrane. Gene Ontology annotation, molecular function: GTP binding; GTPase activity.
AUGAUGAACUUGACAGAACUGAAAGCUAACAGCUAAUAAACAUCCUUGCAUCACUUUCGUCCCGUUUAUAGCCGAAAAAAGGCAUAUUUUGUUGAUUCCUUUGGGUUAUCCGAGGAAAUACACUAGCCAACACUGCGUUCUUUGUGUCGGCAGUUCUUUCAGCGACUGUCAGCCUUGGGGAAAGUCGAAAUUGUGACGUUUUUUUAGAGGAUUGAACGGGGCUACGGAGACAUUGCAGCCGCAGUUAGCAUUGGGAGCUAGGCGAAAACAAAGAUGAUCGCGUUGAUUAACAGGCUUCUGGACUGGUUCAAGGCGCUAUUUUGGAAGGAGGAGAUGGAGCUGACGCUGGUGGGGUUGCAGUACUCCGGGAAGACCACCUUUGUGAACGUGAUCGCGUCUGGCCAGUUUAGUGAAGACAUGAUCCCCACAGUGGGCUUCAACAUGCGGAAGAUCACCAAAGGAAACGUCACCAUCAAGUUGUGGGAUAUCGGGGGCCAGCCCAGGUUCAGAUCCAUGUGGGAGAGAUACUGCCGAGGAGUCAGCGCCAUUGUAUACAUGGUGGAUGCUGCAGACCCAGAAAAGAUUGAAGCAUCAAAAAAUGAACUCCACAACCUCCUGGACAAACCACAGUUGCAGGGAAUACCAGUGUUGGUUCUGGGGAAUAAGAGGGACUUACCAGGAGCCCUGGAUGAGAAAGAGCUUAUCGAAAGGAUGAACCUGUCUGCUAUCCAGGACAGAGAGAUCUGCUGCUACUCCAUCUCAUGCAAAGAGAAAGAUAACAUCGACAUCACCCUGCAGUGGCUGAUCCAACACUCCAGGACCAAGAGGACUUCAUGAGACUCCCUCCUCCCUCCUUUCCUAAAGUGCCCUCCACUAUUACUGUCAUUCUCUAUCAUGUGCUGUAAUUACUGGCAACCCAAUGAAUUCAAAUGAGCUAAAUAUUGAUUAAGCUUAUUCUAGUGAUUUGUACUUGUUUUUACUGAACUGAAAUAUCCCAACUGCUUUCUAACAUUAAAGGAAAAAGAGUUUUAAGUGACCUAGAUGUGUACUGAAUCAGGCUGCACUGUCAAAGCAUAAUCACAGUUGCCCCAAACACUUAAUUUAAGGUUAGUUGGGUCUUUAAGUUACCCACAUCACAGUAGCUCUUAACAAGAGGACAAUAGUAAUGGAGGGCACUGUACAACCUCCUAUUUUGUCCUCUAAUCUUCCCUUAUCGCCUAUCUUUUUUUUUUUUUCCCCCUUUUUUUUUUGUUAAUGUUGAUCUGCACUUACACUGCUCUAUAUGGCAGAAAUCUCAGUAUUUAGUCUGAACAAAUGAAAACCAUCUGGAAUGCAAAACUUUUUACUUUUGCUCUGUCAUGGCAUUCAUAAACUUUGCCAUCAGAUGCUAGAAAAUAUUCACAACCAAACUAAAAGUGGUUUGUCCCAUGCCCUUCCUCUGAUUGGUUGUUUCCCUAAAGCAGCGUUUGUGCAGAUUUACCCAUAAGCCCUCACUUAUCUUACCUCUUCUCAUGGAUGUCUCCUUUUUGUUGCACUGUUUUGUUUUUGUAAAAUAUUAAUGAUCAAAUCCUAAUAAUGUUGAUAAGAAUACAAAAACAUUGUCCAGGCUUCAUCAUGGUCGACGUAGUGCCCCCUACAGUGCAGAUCUGGUGAACUGCAGGGAGCACUGUUUGAAGAGAUGUAGCUUUGUUUUAAUAUUUUUUUUGAUGGUUAAAAAACUCAUUUUUCUAUGAUUUGUAUUUUUUGUACAUUUUGUUAAUUUUUUUGAAAGUUGGAGCACGUCCUUCUCUCCUUCCCUCCAACACCCUUUUGUCCCAAUGCUUGUGAUGUGUUCAUUCUUCCUUCCUCUGUCUGAUCUCAUUUGUGUUCAAGUACAUAAUCAUAAGAUUGAUGAUGAUAAUAAUAGAAGGUGGGAAGGAUGCACUCUGAUUAAAGUGUUUUUAUUUAAAUAUUUUGCUUUGUGUCAAAAAAUAAAACUGAACUCGAUUAAAA